GGAGGAGAAGAGGUGGUGGAGGUUCUGGUGGUAGGUCUGCUUGUGCCUGUGGUCUCGAUCCACCGCAAUAAGGAGUCUAUCCGAGCCCGAGUGUUCUGCCAGAAGUUAUUUUUGUUUGAAUUUGCAGCUGAAGGAGUCGGACUACAGGCAGCAGCGGAUUGGAAAAGCCGGAGAGACAGGCAGGCAGGCAGGAGGAGGGAAAGCGAGUGGAAAUUCACCAGGGCGCAGUUUCUGUUCGGCUGAGCAUCAGGUCCAUGUCAGCGGCUCCGAGCGGCUGUCACUGAGCGGCCGCUGCUGACAAUACAAAUCUGCAGUUGUUUCACUCCACCCCGCCUCCCCAAACCAUCUACCUCUCCCCCAAAAAAGCUGCAAGUGGAACAGAGGGUGACAAUCCUUGGCGGAAGAGGGAAAUAUGGGAUCCAGCUAAUCAUCUUCGGGAAAAUCAGGCAGUUAUCCCAACACUGGGAGGAAACUGGAGUGAGACUGACACCCAACACAACACAAUAUAAGAUCACCUGGCAACCAGGCAGAGAGCGAUCAGGAGAUGUCUGUACCGAAUGUACUGGCAAAAGCCUUAUACGAUAAUGUGGCUGAAUCACCAGAUGAACUCACAUUUCGCAAAGGGGAUAUCAUGACGGUUUUGGAACGUAACACAGGAGGUUUAGAUGGAUGGUGGCUCUGCUCGCUACAUGGGCGACAAGGUAUCGUACCUGGCAACCGCCUAAAGAUCCUAGUGGGAAUGUAUGAGAAAAAACAGUCAAAUUCCAGCCAAAUGCAACAGACCCCACAAUCACCACAGCCUUACCAGCAACAGAAUGUAUACCAAAUGCCAUCCCAGUCUUCACAGUAUACAUCUAUGCACCCUGCUUACCAGGGAGACAAUGUCUAUAUGAUGCCCUCAUCAAACAAAGUACAGCAGAAUUUGUAUCAGGUCCCUCCACUACAGAACCAGUCAAACAAAUACCCAGUUACUCCAACAAAAUUGCAGCAGCAGACAUUGUAUCAGAAGACUACAUCUCAAUGCCAGUUGACCCAGUCCAUGAAUCCAACCCAGGAGAUUUACCAGGUGCCUCCAUCUAUGAACCAAUCCCAGGACAUCUACCAGGUACCAUCGAAGAGUCCACCUCAGGAUAUCUAUCAGGUACCCCCAUCUUUGGGUUCUGGACAAGAUAUCUACCAAAUACCUCCAUCCGCAAAUCCAGCCCAGGACAUCUACCAAGUACCUCCAUCCAUGAAUCCAUCACAAGAUGUCUACCAGGUACCUCCUUCCCUGGAAAAGAGGAACUGGGAAGGAACAAAACCAGUGGGAAAGGUUGUCCUUCCAACUAGAGUUGGGCGAGUCUAUGUUUAUGACACACCUCCACAGAUGGAGCAAGAUGAAUACGACAUCCUACCAUCAAGAAAUCCUCCUCCGGCCGCUUUGCAGGAGAUUUAUGAUGUGCCUCCAACUAGAGGAGGAAUGGAAUCUUCUGGAAAUCAGUAUGGACAAGAGGUAUAUGAUACUCCUCCCAUGGCAGUGAAGGGUCCAAACAACAGAGAUAAAUCCCAGGAAAUUUAUGAUGUACCCCCCAGUGUAGAAAUGAACCUACAGCACCAGGUCCAGACUCAACAAAUAGUUUAUGACAUUCCCCCAUCUGUAAGUAAGGAUGUUCCAGAUGGACCCAUCUCUGAAGAUACGUAUGACAUUCCACCAUCGUUUUCUCACAGGACACCAAAGGGUACAGAUCCCAUGAGAUAUACUAUUCCACCUCAAACCCCUGCAGCACAUGACAGUUAUCCAGUUGAUGAUGUGUAUGAUGUACCUCCACUGACAAUGAAACUAACAGAUACAUCCAACAGCCAGGAAAUCUAUGAUGUUCCUCCAAGCCACAAAAUACCUGGAGGAUAUCAGACAUCUCUGCAGGAUGUGUAUGAUUUCCCACGGGAUCUAGGUGUCCCAGCCUCUGGAGGGAAGGUCAUCUUGAAUGAGGAAUCUGAGGGGGAUUAUAUUUAUGAUGUGCCUCCUCAGGUGUGCAGAGAUGCCACAACAGAAGAAAUUACUAACAACUUCAAGAGACUUUCAGCUUCCAGCACAGGCAGCACAAGGAGCAACAUUUCAACAUCUUCACUUGAUGUCAUUCCCGUUAAAGAAUCUUCUGUCUCGCCCAAACCAAGCAGUAAGGAGCUCAACUUGGACCUAGAAGUAGCAAUGGAGAUAUUGGCAAAACACCAGCAAAAUGUGGAGAGUUCCAUUUCCUAUCUCAUGUCCUUCAUUGUCACCAGCUGGAGAAAUCGUGAGCACAUGGAGGCCAAUGUACAGUACAUCAAGACAGGAGUGGAGAGAGUAAAGAAUUCUGUGAAAGAGCUUUUGGAGUUUGCACGUGGAGCUGUUGCAAAUUCCACACAAGCGACUGACCGCACUUUGUACACAAAGCUGAACAAGCAGGUGCAAAAAAUGGAAGAUGUCUACCAACUUCUCCUCAAACACAGUCAGGCUUUGGACAACUGUAACUGGGCACUAAAUGUUUUAAUCAUGAGCAAGCAAAGCUCAGCCGAUGAUCUGGACCGAUUUGUGAUGUACUCGCGAGGUAUCCCUGAUGAUACCAAACAGCUUGCCUCUUUCCUUCAUGGGAAUGCUUCAUUGCUCUUCAAACGGACAAAGUCACAACAGGGAGAUAACAAGUCUACCGUGUCCCCUGCUGGCUUUGAGAGUGGCAGCCACUCAACGAAUAACAACAACAUAUCAAACUAUCAGACAGGAUUAACAGAUAAGGCCAAUAUCCAGGCAAGGCCUCUACCAUCCCCACCAAGAUAUACAGCUGAAGAGUCACCAGACACUCAGUAUGAAAAUAAUGGCAGUGGAUGGAUGGAGGAUUACGACUAUGUUCACUUACAGGGGAAAGAAGAGUUUGAGAAAACUCAGAAAGAGCUGUUGGAGAAAGAGAAUAUCAUACGGCAAGGCAAAGCUCAACUAGAGCAGCAGCAGGUUAAACAAUUUGAGCGCCUUGAACAAGAAGUAACAAGACCUAUUGAGAAUGACCUCUCAAACUGGACCCCAACGCACCAAUAUGGGCAAGUUAAGAGCAAGCUGAGCCCCUCGGACAAGCAGCUCCUUUUGUUUUACUCAGAACAGUGUGAGCUGAAUAUUACCACAUUAAUCAAUGCCAUCGAUGCCUUCUUCACAUCUAUUCACACCAACCAACCUCCUAAAAUCUUUGUGGCUCACAGCAAGUUUGUCAUUCUCAGUGCGCACAAGUUGGUGUUCAUCGGGGACACACUCUCCCGCCAGGCUAAGUCGCAAGAGGUUCGCAAUAAAGUCACACACUACAGUAACCUCCUUUGUGAGAUGCUUAAACAUAUCGUCAUCACAACCAAGACAGCAGCCCUGCAAUACCCAUCUGGCUCUGCCGCCAAAGAGAUGAUGGACAGAGUCACUGAACUGUCCCACUGUACGCAUCAGUUCAAGAUAGUGCUAGGACAGUUAGCAGCAAUGUAAGGAUGCAGAUAAAACUGCAUCUUAAGACUGAAAGAAUUGACAGCUGUAAAUGGAUUAUUGUAAAUAUUGUCCUGGAGAUACUCAUACAGGGAAAAGUGCUUUUUCUUUUGGUGAGAUUGUGCCAUUUCUUAUUAAUCAGAAAGGUAUUUAAAUUCUAAACAAUGUAGUAGCUCCUUUUUUUCUCUUUUAGAAGUUCUUUUCAAUGUUGUGUUCUAUCAUAUGAAAUGGAAAUAAUUAUUUUCAUUGUUGAUUUUAAAUCAUGGACAUGUGGGUUCUAUUUUAAAAAUUCAUUAAAAGUGAGUGGAGGAUUAUUGGAACAUUAAAAAUAGAUGGAAAGCAAUUUUCUACUGUGACAAUUAACUAAGUCACUUUUUCAUUGUCAUGAGGCUGUUUUAAUUGAUGAAAUGUCUCUGCUGAUUUAAGAGUUCUAAUUCUGUUUAACACAUCAUUAAUGUCCUCUCGAUGGACGGUCAUAGAAGAUGAGGAGCUAACAGGUACAGCAGAUGGUGAGCUUAUCCCUUCAAAUUUCAUUAUAUGUUUAAACAAAAUAAAUGAUAUUAAUGUUUUCGGGACGGUUUGAACCAUACCUCACUUGGGCACUAUGCUUUCCAUUGCAUUUCAAUAUUAUCCAUUUUUGCCAGCCCACUGCAGAAAAUGCAAAUGAAUUGGUGCCUUGACAUUAUUAAAAGCUUCUGCUGGUGAACAGAGCUAAAGUCAUUUGCAGCUUCUUUUCACAAUGGAUCUCAUGGUGUGGGGAAGCAAAAAGAAAACUGACUCAAUAGUGAUAUUUUAGUGACCUAUUUAAGUUUGUGUUUUUUUAUAUACGAAGGUGUAUAAAAAACUUGCGUUUAACAUUUGCUAUAAUUAUAUUUGCAAAAAUAAUAUGUUGAACAGACCAAGUCGGGUUUCAGCUGAAACAAUGACUGGAAAAGUGUGAGAACUUCAUUUGAACCUUUUAACCAAAGACUGCCUAAGGGCAUCAGUCUCGACCAGUGUUGUUGGAGCUGUGAUAUUACAUCAACUCGCUUCAGAGCUGACGGCCUUUGAUCAGUCAAUGACUGGAGUCCAUAAUCUUUUACAUCCAACAGUUAGUAUCCCCUUUACAUUGCAGAAGAAUUGCUGACAAUUGCAGCCGUUUGGGUCCAACCUUCUUAAAUGAGGUUUGUUGGAUCAUCCAUUAAGCUUUACUUAACCAAUCUGCAUGUGGCAAGACCUUGCACACUCCAGAUUUUUUUUUAUAUAUAGAAAAUUUUAUGUAUGUUUGAAAUUUAAAUGGCUGAUAUUUGACUUGAUUGGAGGGCUAUAACCCUAUAAGAAAUGUAUCUUUGUAUAUGUCUGCACAUUAUAUGAAUAUAAGCAACUGUGUUUGACAAAUUCUGGUCAAAGACUCUUAAUCUCGCUUUUGUGAAAAUUAGAAUUCUGUAGCCAGUUUCUUCUCAACGGAUGGUCAGGCGCUGUGACUAUGCGUGUUGUGUACUGACCUGUAAAAGAUUGCGUGGACUGAAGAGAACAAUUUGACACAGCGCCGCUUGAGUAAGUUAAUCAGUUAGAAAUUAGCGCCCAUAAGUGUAUAUGUUAAAAGUAAUCCAAAUUAUGGGUUAAAGAAUUGCAAUGUAAAAGGGGUGAAAGUGAUCCUGACAUUAAUAUUCAUAAUUGGAGCUUUUACAGUCAUGCUAGAAAUCCCCUGAUAGCCUAAAAACUAUUUUGUAUUUUAUCCUUUUAUUUUGUUUCUGGUCUUAACAUUAUGGUGAAAGACUACUGUAAAUGUGAUGUAUUCUUUACAAUGCAUACUGGUUCAUAUCUAUAAAAAUUUUUAUUUCUCUUGCACGGUGGUUGGUUUAGGGUGGCUGUUGACUUUUGUAUUAUAUUCAACUGGAUUUAUUUUUAAUUAUUAAACAGGCUUAAGAACCAUUAAAA
This is a messenger RNA of Carcharodon carcharias (great white shark), 5392 nucleotides long. RefSeq names its product BCAR1 scaffold protein, Cas family member (gene bcar1). Gene Ontology annotation, biological process: cell migration; cell surface receptor protein tyrosine kinase signaling pathway. Gene Ontology annotation, molecular function: protein binding. The coding region runs from base 545 to 3475 and encodes 976 amino acids. Gene Ontology annotation, cellular component: cytoplasm; focal adhesion; plasma membrane. The transcript is spliced from 7 exons. Lineage: Eukaryota; Metazoa; Chordata; Chondrichthyes; Lamniformes; Lamnidae. The record is from RefSeq and is a predicted model, not a curated record.